Messenger RNA from Anopheles moucheti, 1573 nucleotides. RefSeq names its product translocon-associated protein subunit delta (gene Tapdelta). Bases 123 to 635 code for a protein of 170 amino acids. Gene Ontology annotation, cellular component: endoplasmic reticulum; endomembrane system; membrane. The transcript has 2 exons. The record is from RefSeq and is a predicted model, not a curated record. Lineage: Eukaryota; Metazoa; Arthropoda; Insecta; Diptera; Culicidae.
UCGACGUGGAUGAUUUCGUUGCAAACAACAAACCGAAUCAUUUGCAAGCUCGCCGGGAUCAGCGCUGUUUCAGUACAUUUCUCGAUUUCGAAUCGUACGUAGCAAACAAAUACGCCAUCACUAUGGUAAAGUUCGUUCUAGCAUCGGCCGUGUUGUGCUGUGCGUUGAGUUACGCCAUCGCUAGCUCUUGCUCAAACCCGGAGGUGAAAUCUAACUUCUACUCCACCUCGGAUGCUACGAUCGUUAGCCAGAUUGGUUUUGUAACGGAGUUCACGCUUAAGUGCUCGAAUGCCGGAGCAGAAAAGCUGCCCCUGUUCGCCGAAGUCCUUGGCAAGUUGGCUCCGGUUGUGCGCAUCGGCGAUAACAAGUACCAGGUGAGCUGGAAUGAGGAAAUUAAGAAGGCCAGCAGCGGAUCGUACGCAGUGCGUCUGUUCGAUGAGGAAUCCUAUGCGGCUGUCCGCAAAGCCCAGCGUGCCGGCGAAGACAUCCAGUCGGUGAAACCACUCACGACCGUUACCGUAAAUUUCUCCGGUGCAUACAAGGGACCGUGGGUUAACUCGGAAAUUCUCGCCACUGUGAUGGUCUUGUUUGUUGCAUACGUUGCAUUCACGACACGGUCUAAGCUUAUGGCGUAAGGUACCACAUCACACCCGGUUCGCUCGCAUUUCGGUUCGGUGUCACCAGUCAUCGGAACUGGCGUACAUUAGCCGUACGUUUUUUGUUUUUCAUCCAAGUUUCAUUGCUUCGAUCAAUUUCAUCCGCACAAACCAGAAACAAUACUCCCUUGCUCGCUAACGAAAUAGUUGGCACAUGUUUUAAAUGUGGAAAAGCACUGGAAGCAAUUACGAACCGCCGUCAUUCUUGAGAGCAGCCCUCACCGGAACGGGAGGGUACAGGGGAGAACUGUUACGUAUGGGUGCAGCAGCAGCAACGUUCAUACUAGCUUUCAUUUCUAGAGACUGAACCAUGAUUACCUACAGUGAAUAAAAGAAAACCAUUUGCGUGGCUGUCGCACCUGAAAAUCGUGUACUGUAGAGAAAGAGCAACGUGUUAAGCUGUGGAACAUUCGAAUAUCACCAGUGGAGGAUCAAUCCCCUUGGAGGCCCAGGGCGGAAUUAUAAAUGGGGCCUCUAAUCUUAAAAACGAUGAAUUGGGGGGAAUUGAGGCCCUUGAUCAUCAUCAUCUUUGGAGAAGGGGCCUAUGUAUAAACCAUUUACUACUACACACAUUUUUGGGUCCUCCAAAACGGCGAGACCUUAGGCUACUCCGUCUACCGUUUGAUCCGCCGUUGAUCCCUUUUCUCAACUCAACCACGAAUGCGAAGAUCAAAUUAUUUAUUCUAUUAAAAAACUUUUAAUAAACACACAUAAACACUGUCCACAAAAUACUUCAUAUAAACAGGUAUGUACGUAAAAGCGUUUAGAAGAAAAGCGUCGCCACCAGCAGAUACGGAUUGUCCUUGGACCAGCAUUGCGGGCGGAUCCUUCAUCUCGCUCAAACUUUCCGCCCGGCUGAUACGAAAUUCUAUACAACCCAUAUAUACUUUGUUGUAAAGGCAAGAGUGUAAUAAAAA